This is a messenger RNA of Physcomitrium patens, 1068 nucleotides long. Lineage: Eukaryota; Viridiplantae; Streptophyta; Bryopsida; Funariales; Funariaceae. The record is from RefSeq and is a predicted model, not a curated record.
AUUUGGGUGAGUGUGUGCAGUUGAAUUUUUUGAAGAUGUGCCGUGAACGGCCUAUGAGGAUGUAUGAGCACCGCUAUAGCUGGUUGAUACUUUUAGGGUUGUUCCUCAACGCCUUACAUAGUGUUCUAUGCAGAGGGUUUGCUCCUGAGGUAGUGGGCACCAAACUGGGCCCAAGCAAAGGAGGCACGCAGAUUAGGGUGCACGUGACAGGAAAGGAACUUGAUGCUGUGAACCCACACUAUGUGAGGUUAACGAUUGGAAGCCUGUCAAGGCAAAUCGUUUAACUGUCAGCAAUGGAGGGAUUGACGACGAGUUUGUUAUGGCCCCAUUCCAAACUUCUAAUAAGGGCGUUGUUCGCCUAUCCCACUCUCUGGAUGGUGUCCACUACAUCAAUGCUGGUGAAUUCGUUUAUUAUGAUGGAGAACAGUUGGCAAAAACUUACUUCCAUUCAGCUGAUACGGAAGGUGUCUGGGACCUUCAGAACUCAAUAUUUCCUUGUAUCGACAUGAAAGAGCUAUUGUCCAUAUCCUUUACGCCAACCUGUGAAGACGAAGAUGGAGUUAUAACUGAGGCACGCUUUCCGAUUUCAUACGAGUAUGCCUGCCAAACUAAUGCCAAGUUGAGCGUACAUUGUGCUAUUGAAUCUCCAAGCCCGCCACCCAAUCCUUCCCCUCCAGAACCUCCACCGAAUCCACCUUCACUUAGCCCGUCUAUUAGUCCACCUCUCAAGUCCUCCAGAAAAUCCACCGAAUCCACCUUCACUUAGCCCGUCUAUUAGUCCACCUCUCAAGUCCUCCAGAAAAUCCACCGAAUCCACCUUCACUUAGCCCGUCUAUUAGUCCACCUCUCAAGUCCUCCAGAAAAUCCACCGAAUCCACCUUCACUUAGCCCGUCUAUUAGUCCACCUCUCAAGAGUCCUCAAGAAAAUCCACCGCCAGGAGGCCAGGUUAUACCUUGCAUCAUUAAUGCUUGCAUGAAAUAUCUCUGUCUGGUUUAGCUGGUUUUUGAAUCCCACCAUCGUUCUGUAUUAUUCUUAAGGUGGAAAUUUGAAUGUCUUUUGUGUGUUUU